GAGGCGUGGAAGUCAGAAAGCUGCAGGCCGGUCGGAGAAGAAGAGGUGCCUGGGGGCAGAGGAAACACGCAGCUACUGUGGAGGCCACUGCAUAUAGAAUAGCGGGUUUCGGGCCCCCCGUGAUGGGAUGGAGGAAACGUGGGAAAGGACAGGAGGAAACAAGUGCUCUCUUUGCUGCACUUAAGGAGCUCCACGCUGAUAAACAGCGCCUGAUGGAUCAAGGGAAAACACAACAGGAGGAGGUGGAAGAAGGAGAAGAUGAAGAUGACGACGACGACGACGACAAUGACGACGACGACGACGACGACGACGACGACGACGACGACGAUGAGGAGGAAGAGGAAGAGGAGGAGGAAGAGGAGGAGGAAGAGGAAGAAGGACAAGAAGAGGAGGAGGAAGAAGGAGGAGGAGGGGGAGAAGAAGAAGAAGAAGAAGAGGCAACUGAGGCUCCAAGCAAUCAAACAGAAACCCAGACCAGCUCUACAGAGUCUCCUCUCAGCAAGUGUCAGACUGCUGACAGAGAAAUCAGCUGCAGGGGCGUCGACAUGAGCCACCUGCCAAUCAUCCUCAACCCACUGGCCACAAAUCUGGACUUUGCAGAGAACAACAUCAGGAUCAUCACGCCACACGAUUUCUCUGGUGUGCCAAACCUGGACACACUGGACCUGAGCCGAAACCAACUUGACGACGAGUCGUUCAGCCGAAGCCCCCUGGCUAACUUGACCUUCCUGAAGAAGCUGAACCUAGACGGCAACCAGUUCACCCGCAUCCCAGCGCUGCCGCCGUCUCUGGAGGAGCUCAAGAUGAACAAAAACAACCUCGGUGAACUCAGCCCUCGCUGCUUCCAAGGUUUGAUGAACCUGUUGAAUCUUGAGCUUGGGGGGAACACUCUGUACGAGGAAAGCGUGUCGCCUCUCGCCUUCAGACCGCUACAGCGACUCCUUCGCCUUCAGAUGGACAACAGCAGCUUUCGUUCCCUCCCACUGGGCCUCCCCCCCUCGCUUCAGGAGCUACAUAUGAAUGGAAAUCAGAUUAAGGGGGUAACAGAGGAGGCUCUAAGGGGGCGUGUCCAUUUGAGGGCGCUGCAACUGAGUCACAACCUGCUGCACGAGCAGGACAUUGCUACCCACGCCUGGACCCAUCUCAAGUCCCUGGAGGCCUUGGACCUGUCCUACAACAAAUUCACCUCCGUCCCGAUGCAUUUGCCUCGUCGUUUAAAUAAACUGAGCCUCCAACACAACAACAUCCGUCACGUUGCCGCCUUCACGUUCCGCCACAUGCGGUCCAGCCUCCAGUCCCUCCGUCUAUCCCACAAUGACUUGAGCGACGAGGGAAUGGACCGAGUGUCUUUUGUUGGAACAUACCGCUCACUGGGUGAGCUCCUACUGGAUAACAACCGUCUCGGUGAGGUCCCUCGCUGCGUUCAGCAGUUCAAGAACCUGCAGGUGUUGAGACUGGACAACAACCAGAUCAGGCUGGUGAGGCAGUGGGGCGUGUGCCACCCUCGUAGUGCUGGCUCCUCCUUGGCCUCCAUCCACUUGGAAAAUAACCUUCUGGAUGUGGAAAGGAUUCCCCCAAAGGCCUUUUCCUGUCUCACUGAUGCUCAGGGACUGAUCCUCCAUCCACAACAGAAGCUCUCACGUGACCAAUAGACCACACAGUGCGAAGGACUUGCAUGGACGGAUACACAGCCACAAUAUAUGCAUUGUGACGUACAGCUAAGCAAUACUUUGAGUUCUUUUCUUUCUUGAUGCAUGGUUUACAGACACAUAGUAUUAUAAUAGUUUGCUUUGCCAUUCUCUGCUUUCAGGUUACCAUCCUCAAACCCGCGUUUUCCUGUCACAUCUCACCUUCUAUUAGAAAAUUGACAGUAAUGUUUUUGUAUGUACAAAAGCAAAUCUGUAAUUUACACAGUUGUGGAAAUAAUCAUUAUGUAAAAAUGCUCUUGGAAGUAUAAAUGGAAAGUACCGUGCGGUGGAAUCCAGAUCUGGUCAAAGCACACCUUCAUUAAAGUAUAAAGUAUUUAAUUGAUGCCUUUGAGGGAAUGAAGACGGAAAUGGAUUAAAUAGUCUCUAGACUAUGUCUGGGCCUUGUGCAUGGAGCCGACAGUCAUUUUAAAUAGAAAUAGAGUAGGGUUGUUUGCAGCGUGGCGGUUUCUGAGAGAUGGUGAAAAUGUCUGGUGUCACAGUGUGAACCUAAAGGGGCCCAUUUGGAAGUAAAACAUGAACAUUAUGCGUGUCUCCAUCACCAGAUGACUUCCAACACAAACAUCCACCACCAACCGCUAAGCAAACAGAGACGAUCCAACUGUGA
This is a messenger RNA of Pungitius pungitius (ninespine stickleback), 2313 nucleotides long. Its product is annotated as extracellular matrix protein 2. The record is from RefSeq and is a predicted model, not a curated record. Gene Ontology annotation, cellular component: extracellular matrix. Gene Ontology annotation, molecular function: protein binding; heparin binding; collagen V binding. Gene Ontology annotation, biological process: extracellular matrix organization; positive regulation of cell-substrate adhesion. Lineage: Eukaryota; Metazoa; Chordata; Actinopteri; Perciformes; Gasterosteidae. The transcript is spliced from 9 exons. Bases 123 to 1652 code for a protein of 509 amino acids.